UGCAACGAGGAGGCGAAGGAAGAAGAGAGACCUCAGGAGAAGGAACAACACAAACAACAACAGAAAGAACAACAACAACAACAACAACAACUAAGAGAAGAACAGAAACAAAAAGAGGCAGAAGAAAAAGAAGAGCAGAAAAAGAGAGAAAUGGAACAGAAAGAGGAGCAGAAAAAGAAGGAAUUGCAACAGAAAGAAGAACAGAGGAAGAAGGAAUUGCAACAAAAGGAAGAACAAAGGAAGAAGGAAUUACAACAAAAGGAAGAACAGAGGAAGAAGGAAUUACAACAGAAGGAAGAGCAGAAAAAGAAGGAAUUACUACAGAAAGAGGAACAGAAAAAGAGGGAAUUGCAACAAAAGGAAGAACAAAAGAAAAGGGAAUUGCAACAAAAAGAAGAACAGAAGAAGAAGGAAUUACAGCAGAAAGAAGAACAGAAGAAAAGGGAAUUACAACAAAAAGAAGAACAGAAAAAGAAGGAAUUACAACAGAAAGAAGAACAGAAGAAAAGGGAACUGCAGCUAAAAGAAGAACAGAAGAAAAAGGAAUUACAACAGAAAGAAGAACAAAAGAAAAGGGAAUUACAACAAAAAGAAGAACAGAGAAAAAAGGAAUUACUGUUGAAAGAAGAACAGAAGAAGAAAGAAUUACAACAAAAAGAAGAACAGAAGAAGAAAGAAUUACAACAAAAAGAAGAACAGAAGAAGAAGGAACAACAGCUAAAGGAAGAACAGAAAAAGAAGGAAUUGUUGAUGAAAGAAGAACAGAAGAAGAAAGAAUUACAACAGAAGGAAGAGCAGAAGAAAAGGGAGUUGCAGCAGAAGGAAGAGCAGAAGAAGAGAGAAAUGCAGCAGAAAGAGGAACAGAAAUUGCGAGAACAGAAAGAGCGAGAGGAACAAGAGCGAGAGAAGGAACUGAAGGAGAAGCAAGAGCAGAAGCAAGAGCCACCAGCAGAAAAGCCCAAGAGAGAACACCACAAGAAGGACGACCAGCCCCACCACGCCAGACAGCAGCAGCAACCGCCACCACCACAGCAACAACGACACCACCACCAGCGUCUGCGGCAAAAGGAGCGCCACGCGCAGCACGGGAAGGAGAAGCAUGUGCCGCAGGAGACAGAGCCGCACGCGCAGCAGGAGAAGGACCAGCCGGCGCAGCAGGGUAAGGAUCAGCAGGUGCAGCAGGCGAAGGAGAAGGAGAAGGAGAAGCAGGCGCCGCAGGGGAAGGAGCACCCGCCGCGACCCAAGGAGCACCCACAGGCCAAGGAACGACAGGCUCGGGUCAAGGAGGAGGACCGAGGGGGAGGCACGGAGUCUCCUCCUCCUACCCCUCCUUCUCAGGGCAAGGAGGCGAGGAGGAAGGAGGAGACUCCGCCGAAGCAGCAGCCGUCUGAGCCUCCGCCGCAAGCACAGCAGGUGGCGCAGGCCGAGCCCCAGCAGGAAGGGAAGAAGCAGGCGGUUCCCCAGCAUGCGAGGAGACACUUGCACCGCCACGCGAGCGAGGACGCCCAUCAGGACGUCGUGGUCGUGAAGAGGGCGACGCACGUGCACAUCCGGAAGGCGCCGUCGCAGCUGGAGAUCCGCGAGCAGCUCCAGCGCAUGGACGGUAGGCUCCACAAGCAGAUCAAGGAGCAGACGCCCCACGUGGUCAUCGAGAGACUCCCGCGGCCCAAGGAGGAGCAGCUCCUGCAGAGGACCAAGCAACACCAGCUGCAGAAGGCCAGGGCACAAAAAGAGCAGAAAGAACAGCGGGAGCAGAAGGAGCAACAGCAGGCUGCAGCGAAGGCUCAGUCAGAAGACUCCCACGAGAAGAAAGACCAGUCGUUGCCGCAGAAGGAGCAGGAGAGAGACCCGCCGCUUCAGGAGAAGAAGCAGUUUUCUCAAGCAGAAGGAGAGCAGCAGUGUGCGCAGUCGAAGAGAGAGCAGAAGAAAGAGCAGCAGCAGGAGGAGGCGGAAGAACAGCAGCAGCAAACAACCGCCACGAAGCAGCCGCUGGAGUCCCCAAAGGACGAAGAGACUCCGAGGCUCAGGAAGGACGCGCAGCAGAAGGAGUACCAGCCGCUGCCCCAGGAGAAGGAGGAGGCGCCGCAGUGGAAGGAGGAGACUCCGCCCAAGAAGGAGUCCCAGCAGGGGAAGGACGAAUCCCUCCAGCAGGAGAACCAGUCGCCGCUGGAGCAGGAGGCGCACCGGAACCUCAAAUCAGGAAAGUGUGGCGGCGUGACAUGGAGGAAGCGAGGAGCGGGUCGAGUGAGUCAUGAUCGUCCGCGGACUCGAACUCCACGCCGAGGACACUAUCGCACGCCCUCGCGCCCGACGCGCCGCAUUCUAACGCGGCUGGAGAAGCAGAGCAGCAGCGAGGACAGUUGCAGCAGUAGCAGCAGUAGUAGCGCUUGCACCACCCCCGACCGGCGGCCCACGCGCCCCUCUCCAAGACAGAACAAAGUACAAACUUCAAGCACCACUAAAUCGCGUGAGGCCGAGCUCACCGGCCAGAGCGCAAGCAGCAUCAGCGGCGAGCAUAGCAGUAGAAGUAACUCCAGUACAAGUAGCAGUAGUAGUAGUUGUAGCGUAACCAGUAGCAGCAGCAGUAGCAGCAGCAGCAGCAGUAGCAGCACCCCGGAGCCAGAGCUACCGACAAGGGCCCCCUCGCGACGCCUGGCCGCGGCCGUUGCGUUACGACACACGCGACUCAUCGCUGCCACCUUAGACCGGCCCACGCCCAGCCCGCCCAGCCCGCCCAGCCCGCCCGCCAAGGCUGCCGUCGAGCGAGCCACGCCGAGCCCGCCCUCGAAGGCAAGCGCCGCCGCCAGCCCCCCCAAGGGCGCCUCCGAUCGGCCCGGCAAGAGAGGCUCCCCCAACAACGGAGCGACCCGCCGGCCGCCGCAGCGCUGCCGGAGCGUCUCCCCGGGCACCCGCGCCGCCCACUUCGCGGCCGCCACGCAAUGCUCAAACAAGAACAACACUAAUAACGAGAACAAUAGAAACACCGGCAAUUGCGAGAACAAUAGCAGCAAGAGCCAGAAACGGAAGAGCAACGCCAGCCCGAGCCGAGGCCACAAUUCCGCCCCCAGACACGCCGCCGAAAGGGAGUCGCGGCCCGUCUCGCCCGCCCACCAUUCCCAUUCCAAGACCAGCCGGAAGGAUUCCCAUUCCACGGAUGGCAGUUCCUCCGAGGAACCUGUGGUGAUCUACGAGAAGACCACCUACCGCCCCCCGCCGCCCGACGCCCACAGAACCCCCUUGGGCAGCGCCAGCAAGGAAGCGGCCAGGACCCCGCAGGCUCCCCCAUCAAAGGACGCCCAGAGAAGAACGGAGGCAGAACCGCGUCCCAAGGAAGACGCCGCGUGCAGACCCAAGAGCUCGCCCGUGCCUGCCCCGAGCGAGGCGCCACGACCCGCCCCGCCACGGAAGGAAGAGGCUCCGUCGAUCACCGUCAGCAGCGGGACCCCUCCGAGGUCAAGCAGCGGCAAGAGUCCCGCGAGCGAGGGCGCGAGUACAGCGCCCCGAGAGGAGAGCAGUGACGUGAGUGUGGUGUGUGCCGUCAGGGCGCCAGAAGAGCUCGCCCCGCGCUGCUUGCCCAAGGCCCUUCCUCUUGAUGAGGUUCGGCUCCCUGUGCCGCCCGGUGCUUGCCGAAGCGAGAGUGCCGCCGCGAAGUCGCUGCCGCCCGAUGUGGUCAUAGUGCCGGCCGACCCGCCGCACGAGGAGCCCAAGUGCCAAAGAGAGCGAGCGAGCGAGGGCGCGCCCCGAGUGUGCAUCGCCUCCGAGCCGCCGCUGGACCUGGCCAGAGACCACCCGCUCGGCCACCCGCUCGGCCACGCGCACCCCCGGACCACGGAGGGCCCCGCGGCACCCUCGCCCGCCCGAGAAUGUAAGCGGCCCGCGUGCUCGAGUGCCAGCGCCUGCACCACGAGCCUCAGCGUCUGCAGCAGGAGCGGCGCCAGCAGCGUCAACAACGUCGCCUUCUGCCCCGGCGACAAUCGAGUGAGCGAGGCGGCAGUCAGUGCCCGCAGUAGUGCCAGUGUUGCGAGUGUAGACCAAGGACGUUUCGUGAGUGCCGCGGUCAGCCACCAUGACACAGGUGUUAAGAAUGGCGUUGUGGGCCACAGUGCCAGCAGUGUUGUGGUGAGCAGUGUCACUGCUCCCCUUUGUGACGGUGUGACUACGGUGUCAUCAGUGACAAGUGUAUCGAUAGUGGCUGGCACUCCAAGUGCCAUUGUUAGUGCCGUUGCGUGGUCGUCAGAAAGCAACAAGGUGAACACUACUAGCAGCAAUAGCGGCAGUAGUAGUGUUUGUAGUAGUGGUGGCAGCGGUAGUAGCCGUGGGUGUGGUGAGGUGGCGGGCGUGGUGAGCGGGCGGGCAGUGACGAUCACCGCCACCAGCGGGCCGGGCCCCACGUGCGCCUCCCGCGUGGCCUCCCCGCCCUGCGUGAGCAUCACGGCCGUGGUGCGGAGUCCUGCCGCCCUCCAGCCCGCCAACCCUGACCCGCUCCACUCGGCCCCGCUUCACCAUGACGGGGCCUCCCACGCUCCCCUCCAUCACCACCAUCUCCUCCACCAUCCUCAGCCUCACCACCAUCAACUCCCCCCUCAGCAGCAGCAGCCCCAGCCCCAGCAGCAGCAGCCCCCGCAGCAGCAAGCCCAGCAGGUCCCCAGCAGCAGCGCGCCAGCAGCCACCAGCUCCAGGAUGGACCACUGCGACGGCUCCAGUGACUCGGGUGUGAGUGUGACCGAGCGCUCCGUGUCUCGCUCCUCGGUACUCAGUGAUGACCGGUCGUCCUCGGCCGAAGUGAAGCCCAACACCCCAACGCCCACCUCUGCCACUGUCCCCAACAAGACGUCCCAGGCGUCGUCGUCCUCGUCGUCGUCCUCGUCGACCGCUGCUGCGCCCCUCGUGCUCGACCGUAAGGAACCCAUCCGCGUGUGGCGCGACCCGUCUCUCGUGUCGCAGUCGGAGCACACGGUGCGUCACAUACACUCCGUGCAGCACACCGCCAUGUCCCAGCAUUACCCGGGGGUGCCGCCCCAGCACCAUGCGCCCCCGCCCUCAGGAGGCUCAGCGGCCCCACACGCCCCUCCACACCAUAGCUCUCAUGGACAACCCCCUGUGUCCCUGGCGCACAGCCUGCCUCCAGGCCUGCCCUAUCCUGCACACCCUACUGCAGCCACAGCAAGUUUACCUCAGCCCCUGCACCUACCGCCCGGCCUCCAGCAGCCCCUGGCUGCAGCAGCGGCAGCCGGCCUCUACCCUCUCUCGCACGAGAUGUGGAAGCAGCUAGGCCCAGUGCCCACCAUCCCCCACGCCUACGCCGGCCUCCUCAACCACCAUCAGGAGGAGUUCCUGCAGCGGGAACGAGCGCGGGAGAUGGAGCGAGCCGAGAGAGCCGAGAGAAUGAUGAGGCGUGAGGCAGAAGUUCGGGAAAAGGAACGACUUGCCAAGGAGAAAAUGGAGCGUGAAAAAACAGAGAGGGAGCGGAGAGAAAGAGAGGAGCGGGAGAGGGAGAGGAGAGAGAAGGAGAGACGAGAACAGGAGGAGAAGGAGCGUCAGCAGUACCAGGUGGACCAGCAUUUCAACAAGACUUUCCGCCUGGCCCAGCACAAGCACGGUGGAGAGACUGUCCGCCACAUGCCAGCCGAGAACCUCAACCAGGCCUAUUACGUCCACGGCUUGACCAACCACCACCAUCCCUCCAACCACCCAUCUCACAACCACCCCCUUCUCAUGACACCACACAGUAAAGCCUACCAGGCCCAAGCGCACGCCCAGAAGGUUGGUGGAUGGAAUAAUCUGUCUAGUUUGGUCAAAACGGAACGAAUAGAUGCAAUGGAGGAUCGACAUCUUUUGGAGCAACAGCAGCAGCAGCAACAGCAACAGCUACAGCAGCGUCAGGAAGAAGCCAUACGCCGUGCACAUGAGCCAGAGAAGAUGGUGCAGGAAAGUAUAUACAAAGCUUUCCGUAAAACAGAUAGGGAUAGGGGUCCUCCACCAGCACACUCCAGUAAACCUUCAGAGAAGCCUGCGGUUUCCUCGGGGUUGCCCAAAAUUGCUGAACCAAACUUCAACUUGGCCACCUAUCCACCAAAUUACCUAGCCAAAGAGGCCAAACUUCCCCACACUGAGAGGGUCCCCUACCUGCGCUACGCUGACCCACGGGACAAGACAUCAGUCAUCAUCCAGCCAGAGAACAAGUAUGAAAAAGCCCCUCCACAUUCUAUAAGUCCCAAGCAGCGGCCCCCAGAAAGGUCUAGUCCAUACCCACCUGGUUCAGCGUACAAACCACAUGAACCAUCUCCCUCCUUACACAGAAGUAGCACCUCGCAUCAUCAGAAUACUUUGCCCCACAGUGUGGAGUUGACCAAAGCUAGACAACCACAGUCUUCUCCGCACUCCACACCUUCACCAGCACAUCCUGACCGAUACUAUUCCUCAGGGGUAAAACCCCCUCCUCCCACCACUUACCCUCCUAAUUUUAUAACCGCUGGGCUGGUUCCCAAUCCAUUACAUGUAGCGUCAGUUUCUGCUAAGUCGAAGGUGAGCUCUCCGCCGCCUCAAAUCUACGGCAAGCCUGGCAUAACCACAGGUACUCCAGUGUGCCGUCCUGAUUCCAGACCUCCACAACCUCUGCCCCUUACCAGCAAAGCCAGUGGUGUGGGAGGACCACCUCCAGCUCAUUCGGGUAGAGGGGUACUUCCUGAAUCAAGGCCUCCAAUGCCACCACAUGAACAGCGGCCACCCAUGGAAAGAAGCCCAUAUGAUGCUCGCAUCUAUCCGCCCACAGUACCGUCUCCACACCAUAAACAUGUGGUAGCUCCAGGUCCACCACCACCUGCAAGGAUAACUCCAGUUUCUUCUCCCCAUGUGGCAACACCUCACAUUCCCCAACACCCGUCCCCACAACCAACACAGACACAGCCUCUGGAUCUGGGCACCCGUGAGGAUGCUGCAUCUCCCAGCAAGAGACGAACUCAAACUCCAACACCUCAAGAUCCAAAGAAACCCAGAUUUGAAAGUACAGCUAACCAGCCACUGUUGUCUCGUGUAUCAGAACCAAGCCCUCUGUAUCCAACUGCUGCUACUACGAUUACCACUGUAGAGAACACCGUAGCUCUUGCAGCCAACCUGUCUCGUGUUGCAAGUCCAGCUUCACGCCCGCCGAGCCAACCUCCAGCUGCUACAACCCCAACUCUUCAACGUGCUGAAAACAGCUCAUCGCCAGGGGCAAACAAGAUGACAGAACCAGAGAAAUCCAAUAGUCCAGGUCCUGCUGGGGGUUAUGUGCACAAGCUUAAGAAAGCAUGGCUUCAGCGACAUGAGAGUGGUGUUGAAAUCAUCCCACCAACAACCACCAAUAGUUCAGGCUCACUCUCGGUUAGAGUAGCUACACCACCUCCUCCUCCGGCCAGCAGUACCCCCACUUCCUCUAAGCCUACAUCAACAAUUACUACAGCUGUCAAGUCUGAGCCAAAAGUAGUUGUACGUAAGCCAAAAGUUGUGAAUAGUAUACCGAACAGUAUACCUAAUGGGCAUAGCCAAGAUAUCAAAGAUGGGGACUCAAGCUCAACGGACUCUGAAGGGAGUACUACUCAAAAGCCAAAGCGAGGCAAAGGCAAAAGAAAAUUGAAAAGAAUGAAAAAAAGUAGUGAUAGUAAUAGUGAGAGUGAGAAAGACAGUGAUGCGAGUGAAGAGACAAACCUCAAGAAAUCGGGGAGAAUACCUUCCAAACCUGAUUCUGAACCCAAGAAAAGAGGGAGAAAACCCAAGUCGAAGCCAGACAAAGACAAGGAAGAAGGCCCAAAGCCAAAAAAGUCCAAAGAGGAACCCCCACAAAAUGACCCUCUGCAGAAACCCCCAGUAUCUCAGCUCAAGAAAACAGGAGAGAGCUUCUUGCAAGAUGGGUCAUGUUAUGAGGUGGCUCCAAAACUACCUAAGUGUCGAGAGUGCCGUUGGACAGCCCACCAGAGGAACAAGAAGAUGCCCAACAUCUUCUGCCGUUUCUACGCCUUCCGACGACUCCGUUACACCAAGAAUGGGCAACUGGCAGUUGCUGGGUUUUCAGACCCCAUAAAAGACGUGUCGGUGGAUGACCUAAAACUGUGGGUGCCAGACAGUGAUAAUCCUCCUGAGGACUUGGAUGAAGAAACAAGUCUGUUUUUAUUGACCCAUGUAGGGGAUCAGUUCUGUGACCUGGUGGAGCAGGAGAAGGAAGCAAUGGCACUCCAUAUGGGUGAUGAGACUGUAGUGGCUUGGAAGCGAGUGGUGCAGGGAGUUCGGGAGAUGUGUGAUGUGUGUGAAACUACUUUGUUCAACAUCCAUUGGGCGUGUAGCAAGUGUGGUUUUGUGGUCUGUAUAGAUUGCUACAAAGGACGCAAGAACGGAACAGUGAAGGUGUGGGAUGAGGGCGGUAAAGACCGUGAUGAAUACUCGUGGUUACUGUGUGCAUCUAGACUCCCGCACGAGCAGGACAAACUCAUGCUUACUCAGAUAAUCUCGGGGAAUGCGCUCCUUGAGCUGGGGGGGAAAGUGCAUGAAGUGAGACACAAAUGGAACAUCCCUCAGUACUGUGAAUGCCCUGAGGCUAAAAAGUACAAAGAACAAGCAUCCCAAGACGAUAAGAAGAAGCUCAAUGGAGUGAAUAAAGAUCUGCUCAAAAACAUAAAGAAAGACCCUAGUAAAAGUGAAUUGGUGAAUGGAACGGUGAAGCAGGAGAAGACCGAGAAAAUGAAUGGCAAAGAUGAAGAGAUGUCCAACUCUCCACUGAACUUCUUUGCUGAUGUUGCACUCUCCAGUGACAAGAGAGACAGUGAGAGUUCUGACUCGGAUUCAGACUCCGACUCAGAUGACAAGGAGGGCAAUUUCUCAACCCUGCGAGAGCUGCUGAUCAGGCCCAAUGCACGGCCCAAUGGAGGCACGAAGGAUGAAAACACACCUCCUACAAAGUCCAGCAAAGAGACCAGUAAGAAGAAGCCCAAGCUGGACACCGUGGAUGAAGUCAUCUCCUGCGUGAUUGACAACACAUCGGACAAGGAGGACACGAAGGAUAAUGACCCGAUGGUGCUCAAACAUUUUGUCCGAAAGUACAACUACACUCCUCGAGGGCGUGAGCCACUUCCAAUCAGGAUAAUGACCAAGACUGAGAGCAGCACCUUGUAUCCUGGUGUGGCGCACUCCUGGCUCUGUGAUGGCAAGCUGCUGCGGUUACAAGAUCCCCUUGCACCCUCCAACACACUCAUCUUCCAGGAUCAGUGGAAGCGGGGACAGCCUGUCAUCAUAUCUGGUGUUGGGCAGAAGCUCUCCUCUGAGCUGUGGAAACCAGCUGCAUUCUCAAAGGACUUUGGAGACAUCAAGAAUGAUCUAAUCAACUGUCUCACAGGUAACAUUGUUCCCAACCAACCUAUGAAGAAAUUCUGGGAAGGUUUUGAGAACUAUGGCAAGAGACUGAAGGAUGAGAAGGGCCAACCCAUGGUGCUGAAGCUGAAGGAUUGGCCUCCAGGGGAUGACUUUGCAGAAAUGCUGCCCUCAAGAUUUGAAGAUCUGAUGACUGUUCUACCAAUGGGAGAAUAUACGAGAAGAAAUGGCCGCUUAAAUCUUGCUGGCCGUCUCCCAGAGUGCUUCGUCCGGCCUGACCUGGGUCCAAAAAUGUAUAUUGCUUAUGGUUCGGCCAUGCACCCAAGCAGAGCUUCCACAAAUCUUCAUUUGGAUAUCUCUGAUGCUGUUAAUGUCAUGUGUUAUGUUGGUGUUCCUAAAGAUGCUGAUUAUGAAGAUCAUAUAAAAGCAGCUCUAAAGGCCAUCGAUGAGGCUGGCUGUGAUGUCCUUACCCGUCGAAGAGUGCGGGAGAAGGAAGAAGUACCAGGAGCGCUGUGGCACAUCUACCAUGCCAGAGACGCUGACAAGAUUCGCGACUUGCUCAAUAAAGUGGCCAUAGAACGCGGGGAUAAGCUGGAGCCUCACCACGACCCCAUUCAUGACCAGUCUUGGUACCUGGACGGUCCUCUGCGAGAGAGACUGUACAAGGAAUAUGGCGUGGAGGGUUACGCCAUUAUCCAGUGUCUGGGAGAUGCUGUCUUCAUCCCAGCAGGGGCUCCUCAUCAGGUUCGUAAUCUGCACAAUUGUGUAAAGGUUGCUGAGGAUUUCGUCUCUCCGGAAAACAUCUCGUACUGCUUCCACUUAACACAAGAAUUCCGGCACCUGAGCGACACUCACACCAACCAUGAGGACAAACUCCAGAUUAAAAAUAUUAUCUACCACGACAUGAAAGACUCCAUAGCCUGCCUGCUAUCGGCAAGCAAGAAAAUAGAGGCUACAAAUUCUGAAGUGAAGGAAGACCCAGAGAAAAAAAUAAAGAAGGAAAGCGAUUCAUGAAAUUAGCUCAAGUGACUAGUAGUUCAUAUCAGUGAAAACCUUGAUGCUGUGUGUUGAAAGUGUUAUUCUUUGCAACUCUUGGAAAUAUUAUGUUGGAGCAAAGUGUGCAUGAAAAAGCAGAGGUAAAGACAUUAGUGUGUGAACAGACACGUGAAAUGACUAAAGAACCAUUGUAGCGAACUGACAUUCAAUGGUGUCAAAAACAUUUUUUAUACAAAAUGGUUUUCCUAUAAUGAGUGCAAAUAAUCAAUUCCACUUUCGAUUUAUAGCAAAGCUGUAUUAUUGAUCUGUGUGGAACACAAAGUCCAGUUCAUUUUGAUGUUUAUUAACAAAGACAGUAAUAUAAGUAGAAAUGGUGUAAUUAUUUAUUAAUCCAAUAUGAUGUACUAAUCACCAUGGACCUUACUAUUAAGGACCCACAUAAUCUCUAUGUAUCCACGGUGUACUUAAACCAGUGAUGCCACAUAGAGUGCACAGUAUUUUGUGCACAGUGUGAGUUGAAGACUCCGACCGGAGCAUCCCCACAGCUUAGGGUAUGCACUUCGAUUACUGGUGUUAGGUGUUGACAAGCCCAGCUGGGACUGCCAAGUGCAACAAGUGGUUUAGUUGAGAUACCCUCAAGUACCAAAAGGACGGGGAACCCCAGUUGUGGCCAAGCAACUACUCCCCUCCCUGCCCCUUCCACCUUCCCUCUCCACUUCCUACUCUCAUCUUUUGAUCUCUGACUCGGAGUGUAUCCUGGUAGCAAUCUCUUUGAUCUGUUUGUUGCACACGUGUACACAUGGACACCGAUGAAAACUUUAAAAUAAAAUAAAAAGAAAGCAGGGGCUCUUCUUCCCCCACGCUGGCUGGGGGCCUUGAUUAUUAUAUAUUCUGCCCAGCUGAAGGUUGGUAGUGCGGCGGUGGAGCAGAGGGAGGCGGGACAGACACGAGCAGGAGGGGAGACUUGGCCAUGCCCUUCAGAGUGUGACAGUGAUCAGCCUCUACAACGAUCCUCCAACCAAGCUGCUGCUGCUGCCACCACCGCCACCUUUCCUCCCUCCCUCCCAGUAUCCUCCCCUCCCCUCCCCCCUCUUUCCCUGCCCACUCUCCACCACCGUCAUUUUGUACAUUGAUCUCAUUGUUGGUGUAAAUGUGAGUAGUGUUGAGGGAUGGAUGUUUCUUGUAGUGUGUUUCUCACAUGUCAUGUUGUUAUAUUUGUUUAAUAUUGAAGCCUGUGUUUUCUUUGAGAAAUUUACAAAACACAAGUGAUAGGCAUGUUGUUGCCAUUGAUCUUUCUUUUUAUUAUAAAAUUAACACUCAAAAGAGAUGAGAAAUAAUUUAUUUGCUUGUCAAUCGUGGGCGGAUGUAGAAAUGUACAUUGAUGUAGGCGUGUAGUGAGCGAGGGGUUCAGCCAAGCCCUGACGACCCCUCUCCCCAGCCUCAUCAGGAGGACGCAACUGUACUACUUUUUUGUACUGUCAAUAUGUAAACAGAUCACAAUUUGAAUAGGAAAAAUGAUGCCAUGAACAA
This is a messenger RNA of Penaeus indicus, 11865 nucleotides long. It is a transcript of the gene Kdm3, whose product is annotated as serine/arginine repetitive matrix protein 2-like. The transcript has 10 exons. The record is from RefSeq and is a predicted model, not a curated record. Gene Ontology annotation, molecular function: transcription coregulator activity; chromatin DNA binding; histone H3K9 demethylase activity. The coding region runs from base 151 to 10353 and encodes 3400 amino acids. Gene Ontology annotation, biological process: regulation of transcription by RNA polymerase II. Lineage: Eukaryota; Metazoa; Arthropoda; Malacostraca; Decapoda; Penaeidae. Gene Ontology annotation, cellular component: chromatin; histone deacetylase complex.